AUGAUUAUACCCAUUUUCCCAGCCUUGCUUUGGGCGAGUAGUCUCCUUGGCAGCGGAGUGUUGUCCAAAACCCUAGAGGUUCCCACAUCUACUGCAACAGCUCUCGGCUUACCAACAUCUGCCUUUGGAACAACCAUCGAGGGGGUUGGCGUCGAUCAAAUUGGGAACGUGUACGCUGUUGGCUACCAGAGUUUGGCGAACGAUACCACUGCGGCUGCCUCUUAUGGGAUACUGUCUCGGGCAGCGGGGGGAGCCAGCACUACGAGCGACAGCCGGGUUUUUGUGGCUCCUAAAGGGCCAACAGGAGCACCUCUUCUUGCCGGCUCGAGGUUCAUAUCUGCCGGCAAUACAAUUCUUCUAACAGAUGCUGUCAACCACCGGGUGCUAGCCUUUGACACACGAGCGAAGUCCUUUGGCAUAUACUGUGAGGACAAAAUAAUGAUUCAACCAAACGACCUUGCCAUUUCGGUCCUUCGAGAUAACUUGAUCUUCCUGUCUGGCAUGAACUACACGGCCGACUCUACAGCUGGGAUCUCCGGAGAGCUGUGGACUUGCGACCGAGGCAAAGCAAUCCGAUUCAGCCCUUGGGUCCUGGCAGCCGCCAAUAUUCACAGGACUAACGGCAUCGAAGUCUCUCCAGAUGGGUUGUCCUUGUAUGUCUCAUCAUCGCAGAACGUGAAUGGUUCUGUCAUAUCCAAUCGGAUCUUCAGAUUCGCCCUAGACCCGGUCUCAGGCCACAUCCUGGACAGAGUGCCAACCCUCUUCUAUGACUUUGCCGAAAGCCCCUCAAUCGAUAUUGACGGCAUGCGGACAGAUGUGGACGGGAAUCUGUACGUCACGCGCAAUGGCGACGCACAAAUUGCAAAACUAUCUUCCAACGGAAAGCUACUCUUGAUGAUUAACAUUCCCAACAUGGGGCUCGGUCCUCGAAGUUUGGAGUUGGGGGGCCCUGAUGGGACGACGUUGUACUGCGUAGGCCUCUCCAACAUCACCAUAUAA
Messenger RNA from Aspergillus tanneri, 999 nucleotides. RefSeq names its product SMP-30/gluconolactonase/LRE family protein. The coding region runs from base 1 to 999 and encodes 332 amino acids. The transcript is spliced from 3 exons. The record is from RefSeq and is a predicted model, not a curated record. Lineage: Eukaryota; Fungi; Ascomycota; Eurotiomycetes; Eurotiales; Aspergillaceae.